UGCGGCUUUCCGUCGAGCUGCGCCUGCGCAAGUUAUUGGCGCCAAGAUGGCGAUGGAGAUGAGGCUUCCUGUAUCUCGGAAGCGGCUUAGCGAGAGUCUGGGGCGGGAGACUAAGAAACACCUAGUGGUGCCGGGGGACACCAUCACUACGGACACCGGCUUCAUGCGGGGCCAUGGAACAUAUAUGGGGGAAGAGAAACUCGUUGCAUCUGUGGCUGGCUCUGUGGAGAGAGUAAACAAGUUGAUUUGUGUGAAAGCUUUGAAAACCAGAUAUAAUGGUGAAGUGGGAGACAUUGUAGUGGGGAGAAUCACAGAGGUUCAACAAAAGAGGUGGAAGGUGGAGACCAACUCCAGGCUGGAUUCAGUGUUGCUUCUUUCGUCCAUGAACCUCCCUGGAGGAGAAUUGAGGAGAAGAUCUGCAGCAGAUGAGCUUGCAAUGAGAGGCUUCUUACAGGAAGGGGACCUUAUCAGUGCUGAGGUCCAGGCAGUUUUCUCUGAUGGAGCUGUCUCUCUGCACACGAGGAGCCUGAAAUAUGGAAAACUAGGUCAGGGUGUUUUGGUCCAGGUUUCCCCCUCCCUGGUGAAACGGCAGAAGACCCACUUCCAUGACUUGCCGUGUGGUGCAUCAGUGAUUCUGGGUAACAAUGGCUUCAUAUGGAUCUACCCGACACCUGAACACAAAGAAGAGGAUGCAGGGGGCUUCAUUGCAAACCUGGAGCCUGUCUCCCUUGCCGAUCGAGAGGUGAUAUCCCGGCUUCGGAACUGCAUCAUCUCACUGGUAACUCAGAGGAUGAUGCUGUAUGACACCAGUAUCCUGUACUGCUAUGAAGCAUCUCUUCCACACCAGAUCAAAGAUAUCAUAAAGCCAGAAAUAAUGGAAGAAAUUGUGAUGGAAACACGCCAGAGACUUUUAGAACAGGAGGGAUAAGGAGAUACUCCUGGAUAGGACUGGGCAUACUUUACUGGGAUAAAGAAUCCAAUGUGUGGUACCUAAGUGUGCUCAGUGAAGACCUGAGAGGUCAUCACUUCAUCUGCAUCAACAGCUGUGUGGCUACUGCCAGGCCACAGACCUGUUUUCUCCUGUUCUAACACAAAGCCCACGUAGAAGGUGAAAGUGCCUACAGCUUGCCUGCUGAGCCCAGCACAAGGGGGGAGUUUUGGGUCUUUCAAAGUGCACAGAGUUCCAGCCAAAUGGACUCCCAUCCUAGAAUAAAAUGGAGAAUGCUUUGUCUUCUA
This is a messenger RNA of Nycticebus coucang (slow loris), 1236 nucleotides long. It is a transcript of the gene EXOSC2, whose product is annotated as exosome component 2. The record is from RefSeq and is a predicted model, not a curated record. Lineage: Eukaryota; Metazoa; Chordata; Mammalia; Primates; Lorisidae. Gene Ontology annotation, biological process: CUT catabolic process; exonucleolytic trimming to generate mature 3'-end of 5.8S rRNA from tricistronic rRNA transcript (SSU-rRNA, 5.8S rRNA, LSU-rRNA); U4 snRNA 3'-end processing. The transcript has 9 exons. Gene Ontology annotation, molecular function: RNA binding. Gene Ontology annotation, cellular component: nuclear exosome (RNase complex); cytoplasmic exosome (RNase complex). Bases 47 to 928 code for a protein of 293 amino acids.